This is a messenger RNA of Schistosoma turkestanicum, 415 nucleotides long. Lineage: Eukaryota; Metazoa; Platyhelminthes; Trematoda; Strigeidida; Schistosomatidae. The record is from the annotation of a GenBank genome assembly.
AAAUUUGACAAAUCAGUACAUUUCAAUAAACAAUCUUAAAGCGGGCAAAACAAUUCAAACGAUACAUACAAAAGAACCACAACCGUCUUGCUCUUCACCAACAACAUCAUGUCAACAAAUAAUCAAUGAUACGAAAACUAUGACAAAUGUUAGUCAAUUCAGCAGCAGCAGUAGUAGUGGUAGUAGUAAUAGUAGAUCAGGAUUUCUACGUUAUCCAUUGCGUAAAGCAAUGAGUUAUGUAAAACCACAAUCGGAAUCAUUUGUAACCACAAAAUCCACUUCAAGAAGACUUCAUCACACUUCUACAUUUGAAAGACCAGAUGAUCCAAAAUUCCGAUCGACCAGUAAAAGUUCCAGUCGUAAUUCACUUUAUUUAUCAUCGAAUAUUAAACAUUCCUCUGAUUUAUCAACUAAG